This is a messenger RNA of Pelobates cultripes (western spadefoot toad), 33659 nucleotides long. The record is from the annotation of a GenBank genome assembly. NCBI's taxonomy places the organism in Eukaryota, Metazoa, Chordata, Amphibia, Anura, Pelobatidae.
CUUGGAAACAAUUGCGUCAUUUUCGUGCGUCGCCACUGCCGGUGAAAGCGGAAGUGUUUUGUAAGCAGUACAUGGGGAGUUGAAGGCUACUUUUGUCAGUGGCUACUGGAUAGACUUUAGCUGGAAUCCCAUUGUAGGUUGUUACGCAGGAGGUGGGUCUUUUUUAUUUAAGAUAUGUUACAGAUAAGUUCUGAUUGUAGAUAAAGGUUGAAAGGAGGCAGUGCAUUGAUACGAUGCAGUGAAUAUAAAAGAUACAACAUAUGUCACUAUCAAUCUCAUCCCCAAUCUCAGCUAUGGGUGGGAUUGAGCUUCUAAAUGAAACAUGACACGGUUAUGUUAAAGCAGUCCUUGCGUAAUCCUAGUAGCCAUAACGGCUAAAAGUUGUCUCUUUUGAUUUGUUUAUACCAUACACUGCUGAUGUACUACUUCUCCAUCCUAUGGCAACAAAAUUAGUUUGAGUCCUGAAAAUGUCUCAGUCAUCACUUAAAAUGAAUUUAUUUACUAAACAUUGCAUUGUAGUAUUGCAUAUAAAACCAAAUUCAGGCUAAACUAGCCAAGCAGGGUUAUUCACUAAACUGAAAUUGAGCAAAAUAAACUUGAGUGGCAAAAUUGGGGCUAAAAUAGCCAAGAUAUUCCUAGUUUUGUGAAUAACUCUUAAACUGUUACUUUACCUGAGUGGAAGAGUUCUCUCAAAUAAUCUAUAUUUUGUAAUUUGGUUUUACGUUCAAUACAGUUGUCUAACUUGUCAUGGAAAUACUUGCAUCUAAACCUGAUCCAAAACUACGUGCCAUGUACAGAAACAAAUCCUGCCUAAGCCCUACAGUAAAAGUAAAGAUUGUACAGCAAAUGCUGAUGCCAAUCAUUGAUUCUGGGGUGUAGUAUAUGCACCUGCACUGCAAACCCACCUUAAUAAACUUAAUACAUUGUAUAACUCACUUACACCAUUGUGACAUGCUAAAAGAACUAAACUGACUGUCGCUAUCUUUCCAGCCUUGUGUUUUUCUGGAAAACUCCCACCGUAUCGCUGCAGAAAUCCAGGGACUCUCCAGACCCCUAAAGCACUUCAGCUUUAAGGAUCUGGAGAGUCGCUUUUUUCUUUGUGUUCAUUUUACAAAACAAAAUUGCAGAUUGCAAUAGAAAAUUAAUUUGAUAAAGGUUUUGUACGUUAAACCCACUGGCUGUCAAUCAGACAACUGGUUCUGUUACUUCCUGGUUGUUUAGCUCAAUGGAACUAAACUCAAGAGGAACACAAUUACCCAAAGCACCUGCCUUGCCAAGACUCCUCAUUGAACUGAAUUGGGAGGUCUCUGAUUGUACAGUCACAUAAAGUAUGGAUUGGGAAAGAAGGGGAGGUCUGCAAUGGCUGCAGGAAAGAGAUCUGUAGCUCUUGUGAUUUCUUUUUAGAUAUACUACUAGUUUAAAAAAAAAUUAAAUGCUUGCAAUUUUGUUAUUGUGGACGUAUGUACUAAAUGGUGAUUUUCAAUUUAUUUUUGCAUUUGGGUGGCGGUGCCCCUUUAAGGCAUAGAUUACACUAUUCCUUAGCCAUACCAAUUUAUAUCAGCAAAGGAUGAGUGUCAUAGGUUGAAAGAAAUCAGCCAAGACUCUCAGCGAAUCAGCACUGCCCAUUGCUAUUCGGGCUAAUGUAUCCUCCUUAGCCCAAUCAGCACAGGAGAUGCGCUGCAGGUAACUCUCUUAUUUAGCAUUAAAACAUUAUAAACUGUUUAACGCUGAAUGGAAGGACACUGCCAGGGGACUCCUGACAUUGACUAUAACUACUUCAAUAAGAUAAAGCAGUUAACAGCGUCUUCAGUGUCCCUUUAGGCCACAACUUUCAACCACCGAUAUAAAAUCUACUAUUAUUGCUGGCAUUUAUAUAGCGCAAACAUAUUCCCUAGUGCUUUACAGUUAAACAAUGGGGUUAUUUAACAGUAAUUUACAUAUACGGAUAACUGACAAACAGGAACACACAAGCAUUGAAGAAAGCCCUGCCCAAACAUGCUUACAAUCUAGGAAUCACUUGCCUACAUUUUUAGGUGUGGAUAUAGCAUGUCUGAUUUAAAAGAAAAAAACAUUUAAAACCGUGAAUGAUACCAUAUUACUAAUUCCAUCAUUUGUUUUCCAGCUUGGACAAACCAUGUCAUGGAUACGUGAUAAAGAGUUGUCAUUGAUUGAGCGUGUAUGUGCAAAUGUGCUGAAGGUUAGGCUUCUUUCAUUUCAACAUAUUGUUUUGAAAUUAGACAUAAAUAUGACCUAUUUACUAAUAUUACUUUAGUAUUGAAUUUUGUUCUUGUAUCCUUUAAGAUUGUAUUUUGUUGUAGCUUCCAAUUUGUUUCAUUUAUUUUAUUUUAGCAUUUAAAAUCAAAUCUUGCAUUUGCAAAAUAAGACAAAUGACAGCUAUCUGUCUAAAAUAAAAAUGCAUUUUUCUUAGGUGUUGCUUAAUAAAAUUGUUUUGCAGCAACCAUACCCCUUAAAAUUAUAUUUUUAAUUUAACUUGUCUUAGGAGCUGGAUAUUGCUGUAGUGGUGAUGACAUUUUUAUUUUUUUCUCCCCCUCUUUAGGCUGGCCCCAUGCCCAAACAUGUUGCUUUCAUUAUGGAUGGGAACCGCCGCUAUGCGCAGAAGUGCCAUGUGGAGCGGCAGGAGGGCCACUCCCAGGGCUUUGAAAAGCUUGCAGAGGUUAUAACACAUACCAGGAUGGGUUUCUAGAUUUUGUGAGGUAGAUGGCAUAUUAAGUUAUCGUUCUAUCUUACAGACUCUGCGUUGGUGUCUGAACUUGGGUAUUUGUGAGGUGACCGUUUAUGCCUUCAGCAUUGAAAAUUUUAAGCGUUCAGAAGAAGAAGUAGCUGGCCUCAUGGAAUUGGCUCGGCAGAAAUUUAUCCGACUACUGGAGGAGACGUAAGGAGCCUGUGGGUGGGACAAGAUUCAAGUACUGUUGUAGCAACUUAGCAAGGAGUGUUUUUGUUUUUUUUCCCCUCUUAUUCUUGUGAAGGGUGUGAUUUCAGAAAUAGUAAGUAUGUGGCAAUUUAAAAAAAAAAAAAAAUGAUAGUGUUGGUUGUGCAGUCACAUGAUAUGUGUAUAUAGUAUUUCAGAUAUCACUCUUGCAUGACACAUUUGCAAGGAUAUCUUCUGAUUUGCUACAUUAAGUAGUAUGCCUGUAUAGAAUUUUAAAGGACACAAGCUGAAGGGUGUCCUAUUUUGUUCGAUUACUGAUAAACACAACUAAAUGUGUAUUGUUGAUAACUAUGUACUGUGGAUGUUAGGAACAUUUCAUGGCAGGUGUUCUAUCAACCUUUCUAUACACAGGGACAAGCUGCAAAAACAUGGUGUGUGUAUUCGAGUUCUAGGAGACCUGACACUGCUUCCACUGGACAUCCAAAAGUUGAUUGCACAAGCAGUGCUUGAAACUAGAAUCUACUCUAAGUAAGUGCAUUUCAGGAUCACAGACCACAUAGUUAUUGAUGAUGUAUAAAAACUUGAUGAAGGGGUGUGCACUCAAUGUUCAAAUCAUAUAUAAUGUCCUAUGUAUCUACUGAUUAUUCAGUCCAUGCAUUUUAGUUUGUGUUUUCUUGUUCUCAUCACUUCUCUUCACCACUUCACCACUGACUAGGAUUAGAAUUUUUUAUUUUUUUAAUGCCUUUAUUCAUACUCUUAACUCCCUUCUCUAUCCCAAAACAACCAAGCCAUUAACCCAGGGCUUGAAAAAUUUGUUUGGAAUCUAGGAACCAGCUAAAAAAGUUAAUUAAAAGCCAGUCAUUUUCAAUGAGAAACUGCAAUUCUUAAAGGGACACUAUAGUCACCAGAGCCACUACUGCUUGAUGUAGUUGUUCUGGUGUCUAUAGCUUGUCCAUGCAGGCGUUUCUGCAAAAAGGCAGAGUUUACAUUGCUGCUUAGUAACACCUCUAGUGACAGUCACUCAGACGGCCACUAGAGAGUCCUGGGUCACUGCUGCACCAAGUUCAGUGUCUCCAAGCUCUGCUUGGAGGCGCUGAAUGUUCCUCAUAGAGAUUCAUUAAUUUGAUGCAUUUCUAUGAGGAGAUGCGGAUUGGUACAUUUGCUGCGCAUGCACAAAAAUCUCCCAUAGCUUUCCUAAGGGAAAGCAUUGGCUUAGCUGAGAUCAUAAAGAUUUAUAAUCUCAGCCAUUGCGAAACUGCCACAGCGUGAGUAAAAACACCUUCCUCAUGCAGAUACCUAAACGCACACACGCAUACUCUUGACAGGCUCACACACACAUACACAUUCAGACACUCUAACUAAAUUUCUAGUCGCUGUGGCGGCCUGGUGUCUGGGAUUUGUCGAGCCAUGCAUUAAGUAACCUCACAGCUAGUGAUUUUGCAUGUUGCUUUAUUGAUCAGAUCAACCAAAUUAGGAAUGCAGUCUCCUCUCUUUCCUCCUUUCCACCAAUACUCUGCUUUCAUUUUGUUCCUUCUUCCACUCUUAAAGGUUUUCUAUAGUGCCAGGAAAACAAAGCCGUUUUCCUGGCACUAUAGAAUCCUACAGUGCCCCUCUCCCUCAUGCCCACCCUCCUGCAGCAUUGAAGAGGUUAAAACCCCUUCAGUGACUUACCUGAAUCAAGCGCCGAUGUCCCCAUCUCUGACUGGAUGUCCUCCCGCUUUCUGAAAAGUGGUAUCCACAUAAAUCCAUCCUUGCAAGCACGCUGUCUUGGCGUCAUACUUGACUCUGGCCUCACCUUUGAGCCUCACAUCCAGUAUGUUGCCAAAUACUGUAGAUACCAUCUUAGCCCGCAUCCGCCCAAUUCUUACGCAAGAUUUAGCCCCUCUUAUAUUUCUUCACAGAUCCAUAGGUAUGCCACUUCUCGGUCUCUCCGCUCUGCUUGUGACCUUCUCCUGUCCACUGCUCGUACCUGUACGGCCAUCUCAUGCUUGCAGGACUUCUCGUGGGCAGCUCCUAUGGAAUAGCCUGCCUCCCGCCAUCAGACUCUCCCCUAUUCUUCAAUCGUUUAAGAAGUGCCUUAAAACCCAUCUCUUUAGGAAAGCUUAUGGCCUCCCAGAGUAACCUGUACUGUCUCUUGCUCUAUUCUCUCUACUCUAUUCUCUCCUCCAGCUCUGCUUCACUCCCACCUUAUUUGAUUGCUAUUUCCUGUCCUAAUGUAUUUUAUACCCCACCUCCUAUAGACUGUAAGCUCGUUUGAGCAGGGUCCUCUUCAACCUAUCGUUCCUGUAAGUUUUCUUGUAAUUGUCCUAUUUAUAGUUAAAUCCCCCCUCUCAUAAUAUUGUAAAGCACUAUGGAAUCUGGUGAUGCUAUAUUAAUGGCUAUGAUAAUUAUAAUAAUAUUUCUAAAGCUGAAUUCUUCUUCUUCCCCCCCAAAUGGCCCUCCUCCAUUUAUUUCCCUGCACACCACGGGAGACACCUAUUACUCCAACCAUUUAAGCUUGCUGCCUUGGAGUUACCUUGACUUAGGUCUUACCUUUUUUAUCACAUUCAGUCUGUCUCCAAAUCCUAUAUCUUUUACCAAUAUUUACCAAAUUUGCCCUUUUCUAACUCAAAAUACAAGGCACUUGUUUAUGCACUUAUCAUUUCCUGACUUGACUAUUGCAACUCAACGGUCAUGGAACUUCCUACAUUGACUCUCUCUUUAGUUUGCAAUGAAAAAUGUUGCCAGGCUUAUAUUCCUGAUGGACCACCUCUCCCAGAACUCACCCCCUUGCUAAUCAUUAUAUUAGCUUUCUGUACCCAACUCAUAUCUGCAGAAAAUUUCAAGGGCUGCUACAUUUCUUUGGAUUUCCCUGCCCCACUGCCUUAAGACACUCCCCUAUUCUGCAGUCCUUUAAGAAUUCUUAGGAAAGCUAUCCAUCUUCCUGGGUGAUGCUUCUCUCAUUACAAUUGUCUUACUUUGUUUCUUCACCACUAUAGUCCACUUUGCUCACUCUCCUUCUACUGCUUGUUCCACACACCAUUGUUUCUCGUUUAUUUUGACACAGAUAUAUUUUUUACAUUAGCCCCUCUUCCUCGCUGACGUUCUGUUAAUUCUCUGUGUAUCAAGUCUAUUUCUUCACUAGAUUUGGGCAUUCGCUUUCGGACAAACAUGUUUUUGUCCAAAUUUCCGAAAGUAGAAUGAACAAAUAGAAAUUACAAUUAAUGAAACUAAGAUCGUAGUGCUAUUCAAUAUUCGUUCAUUUUAAUUGGCUCCCUCCUGGUAGUAUUUAUAAAUAGUAACACAGCUCCCCGAUGCUUCCUAAAUCCUCCAUGCACCACCUUCAACCUAUGGGGCCAAUCAGACCCCCCAUAUUAAUAUAAGGGAGGUUAUAAUCCUCCUUCUUGCCCUGCUGCAAGUAGAGGCAUCUCUAUUAAACAGUGACGGGUAAGUCUCAGGAUUUACCUGUCAGAGCACUCUGGUUGGCUUAAGCCAAUCAAUCAGCACUUUGAGUCAAAUGCUUUAUUUAAGACUUUCCUCGCUCUGCAAGCUCAUUCUGCGCAGAGCCCUUGUCGGGGGAAGGUAGAUUAUUUUUUCGUCUUUUAUUUUUUUUUUUUUUUGUGGCUUGUGGACUUCUAGUCAACAGAGGGUGGGGGGGCUAAAAUAAAAUAAUAAAAAAAGGAAGCAAUAGAGAAAAUAUUUUAUUAGAUCAUUUGGAGAGUUAUCUACUAAAUGACUGCAAGAUGAAAUUCCAAAAUAAAAAUGUCAGAAUUUCAUCUGGAAAAAAAAAGGUCAAAUGAAAGUAAUUCGGUUCGGACAAAACAAAUGUUUUUUUCAUCUGAGAAAUUCAAAUUUCAGCAGCUCCCAAGUAUAGUCUUAACACUUAACUAAUAGGUUGUAAGACUUCUUUCAGCAGGGGCUUCUUCACCGGUUGUCUCUUUAUUUUUAUAUGUUAAUAACGUGUCAAAUAUUUGCAUUCUCUAAUUGUACAACACUGUAGAUUAUGUUGGUAUUUUAUAAAUAAUCUACGAAUUAUAGUCUGCUUUUGUUUUAAGCUUUAUGGGUUAUUAGUAAGCCAAUGUAUAUUAAAGGAUAAUGUUAUAAUGUGGCAAUGAACCGUUCUGCUUAGAGAAUUUGAUGAGAUUGUAAUAAAAAAAGAAAGAAAGAAACUUAUUCUAGUGCAAUAUACUACAAGCAUAAACAGCAGGCAGACCUCUCCUGGACCAGGAAGAUUGCCACCAAUUAGGAGUGUUUCAUUCAGUUUUUUGGGAUUGUUUAAAACCCUUUAUUUACUUACCUUUUCCCAGCGUCCAUGUCCCUCGGCGCUGGGUCGUGGCUCCUCCCCCUUCCAACGUCCCGCGAUGAGCCGGCGCUAAUGCGCAUGCCCGGCAAAUGCUGCACAUGCAUUAAACCUCCCGAUUAGGAAAGCAUUACAUCAGUGCUUUCCUAUGGGAAAAAGUCUGACGCUGGUUGUCCUCAUGCAUGAGGACGUCCAUCGUCCAAUACCUAACCAAAGGUUCAUUUCGAUCCAGGAAGCGCCCACAGUGGCUGUGGUAGACAGCCACUGCAGGCAGACUAAGAGCUGCAAUGUAAACAUCACAAUUUCUCUGGAACUGCAAUAUUUAAUAUUGCAGCACUAAGUGCAAAAGGGACAUUGCACCUAGACCACAUCAAUGAGCUGAAGUUGUCUAGGUGCCUAUAGUGUCUAUAGAAUUUAAAAAUUUAGGUCAAAUAACUGAAGUAGAAAUAAUUUCCAAGUCAAAUCAGUUUUCACUUUGGUGAUUUUGACUUAAAGGACCCCUGUAGUGCCAAGAAAACAAACUCGUUUUCCUGGCUCUAUAAGGUCUUUGGGUCCCUCUCCCGCCGGACUGAAGGGGGAGGAAGGGGUUAAAUUGUUACCUUUCUCCAGCGCCGGGGACUCUCCUCCCUCUUACGACGUCAUCCGCUGAACGCGCAUGCGCACCAAGAGCCGCGCGCACAUUCAGUCAGUCCAUAGAAAAGCUUCUUCCACUCUCUUGUGAUAAGGCUUGAGCAUAUUCACACGGUGCAUACGUCUCACCCCUUCACCAGAGCAAGGACCAACCACAUAGGUGGUGUCACAUUUCUGUUCCACCACCUGGUAUGGACCCUGCCAGGGGGUUUGCAGCUUGUCAGUACGGACCUGCUUUAGCAUUUGCUUUAAUGUCCCAUUGAAAUAUUCGCAGAGGGCAUUGGUCUGGGGGUGAUAAGGGGAGCUCUGGAUGGGCUUGAUGCCGCAGAGUCUCCAGAGUGGGUGACCUCUGCCAUGAACUGGGUGCCCUGAUCCAAAACUAUCUGCCAGGAACAUCUCAUUUAGGAGAAGAUUCACAUCAGGGCCUUCGCUACCUUCUCUGCGUGGAUAAUGGUCAGCGCCACCACCUCUAGGUACCUAGUCACAUACUCCCACGGUUAAGAUUCUUGCCGGAUUAACUAGGCUUAGCUGGGGGUCCUAUCAAGAAGAAUGGUUCCUCAAUAAUACUUUGCUUCGGUCACCCCUCUUUCCUACCCUCUGACAGGUAUCACAUAUUUGGUAAUACAGCCUAAUGUCUUUAGAAAUACCUGGACAGAAAAAGUUAAUUCAGGAGAACUAAUUAGACCAGAUCUUCCAUGAUCUUGGUCUGGUACGCUUGUCACCAUCCAACAGCUACUCUGUGCAUUCAGCAUGAAUAGUCCCUUUUGCUCUUUUUUAGUUCUCGAAACCACCGCUGGUAUGCCUCUAAAGUGAUGGCAAAAGGUCCUCCUUUACCCAAGCAUAGUUUUUGAUAUCUACGUCUGGAACCGCCCGGUAAACUUCUGCUGCUCGGCCAGAGAGUUUGCCGGCCAGGAGCAGGACACAGAACGCAGGGUUGAUGUUAUGCAGGUUACACUGCCUUUCAAAGUUUUGGAGGAAGCCAUCAACAUCUUCCUCAGAUUCAACAAAUGAUUUAGAGGCUUCAUAGGGAAUUUUUGGUUUUCCCUUGGAGUUGGCUGACACUGAUCCCUCCAGAGAUUGCCAGUCUGAUCUAAACUUUUUACUGAAAUUCGAUUCGUCAGCCAAGGAAUGGGACGAGGCACUGCUGGACCAACCCUCCUCCAUGAGUUCAGCAACAAGGCUAGCUUUUGGACUUAUUGCUUGCCCCUUGCUUCCAGGAUCUCCUGGAGGGUGGUUAGCUUUAGCACUUAAUAUUUCGUCUCCAUUCACCGUCCAAUCAGAGACUCUGCUUCUCGGUAAGCUUAUUUUCUUCCGCUGUGGCUGAGCUCCUAUAUCCUGACUGGAUAUCUCCGCUAAUUUCCCCUCGUAGCUGGAAGAAGCGCUGGUUAGUGAAUAUAGCUCUUUCUCCCAGUUAACAGAUGACACUUGAUUCUGGGAGUACAACUGUUUUUUAUUAUCACAAGCACAGUCUUUGAUACACAGAACCACAGCAUGGCUUCAGUGAAUAUGGCUUUGGCUGGUCAAAUAUCGGGAGCUUCUGCGGAUUGAAUAGGGGGUGCUCCCCCUGGCUCUCAGGGAGAUACCUCAAUUCUUGAUUUUGCUGUUUUUCUAAAUACAUUAUUUAUGUAAACUUGGGUCAUCAUCAUCCUGGGAAGCUUAAAUUGUUUUCUUUAAAACCGUUAUACAUUGACGUACGUGAUGAAGAGAGGGAGUAGCGCCUUAGAUUAGUCUAUAGAGCUAAGAGUAGCUCUACUUUAUACUCCUGGCGGUACAUUCUCUGCCUGGGGAUGCCUUUUCUGGUCUUAGCUUCAAUGGCAAAUACUUUAGGAAGUAUGAAGGAUAAACAAAAAGAGAAUCCCAAUCUAGUGUAAAAUGUUAGAUUAUAGGGGAAAAAAUCAAAUAAGUGAACAUACACUCACAAAUUUUGGAGCAUUCAGCUAGCUCCCAGAAAGCAGCAUCCAGUAGUGUAAUCCCCACUGAAAGAUCUUGUUUGUUGAUGGGAAAUCUUGAGGUCUAUCUAUGCAGAUAACAAAAAAUAAAAACCAAUAAACAAAUAUUAGAGAGGUAUUCACUGUCAUGGAGCAAAAUAUUGGUUUUGCUCAGUCUAUAUGGCUUAGGUGUUAUGUUCCCCACCAAAGUAAAAGGGGUUAAGCCGCAGGAAUAGGAAACCGGGAUAUUGUAAAAUAAACUACUUUAUUCUUUAAAUAGAUGUAAAAGCAAUAUCAUAGAUUAAUAACACACACUUUUCACCUUCAGUAAUGCUUUCUCAAACUGUUCACUUUAAGAAAGUAAUUUUGUAUCAGUGUUAUAAAUGUUUUGUUAUGUUUACUUCUAUUGUACUGCUCAGGUGUAUAAAGUUGAGCUACUCUUAGCUCUAUAGACUAAUCUCCUAAGGUGUUACACCCUCCCUUCAUCACACCCACCUUUUCUGAAUUGGAUCAACGAGACUGUGGUUUGGGUUGUCUGAGCUGCUUCCACCACUCAGCUAUUUGUGCUAGAAACCUACUUUCAUGGUGUAAUAUCCUAACACGCAGAGUUCAGGACAACAGGGGACAAGAAAGGAAAAUAACGUAAAACCAGGCCUUAAAAUACAAGCAGAGAUCAGGUACACCAUAAUCAGUCAAGUAGGCAAACACAGGAAAGGGUUAAAGCACACUCACAACAAAGGUCAAUACCAGAACAAUAAUACAAGGAACGCACUAAAGGGUACUGGAAUAGAAACCACAAUAAGGCAAAGUGUACAGGGCUAGGGAGGUUUAUAUACCCUAUCAAUCACUUGUGAUUGGUCCACAUCAUGCCAGCGCCCCCAAAACAUGCAUUCAUGGGGUUGCUGGAAUGACGCGGACCAAAGGGACCCUGAAACUACCUGAGGCGCACAUUGCCCCUUUGAAAACGUGCUUGCAAUUACCAAGCUCGCCACCAUGUAGUUUUUAAGGGACACACUUAUAAACACCUUUUUGUCUUAUAUUCAUUGAAGGUGAAGGUCAGAAGGUAUUCCAUCAUGUGUGUUUUUAGAGCUGCUGGUUUCAGAGUCUGAAUUGAAGCGCCUUUAUCACACCUACUCCUUCUGGGAGCAAUUGUUGAAUGCUCUGAAGUACAGGCAGUGCGCUGUGCGACUGGUCGUAACGGUCGGCGCUUGCGGCCUGCUCAGAUAAAGCAGUGUACCCCGCUACACCUACCAUCUUUCACAGUUAUUCAUUGAUGGAUACACUUAUUUGUUCUUUAAUAUGCUGCUGUUUUUAAUAGAUGUUUCCUGAAUGUUUGCUUUGCCUACACAUCUCGUAAUGAGAUUGCUAAUGCAGUGAGAGAGGCUGCUUGGGGAGUGCAAGAAGGACUACUGGAACCUAGGUAUGUACUUUAUAUUCUUUAAAGAAUUUUAUUUUUCACCCAAGUCACUUCUUCUUUAUAUAUUUUCUGCCCUGUGAUUUACACAUCUUAUCUCCUCUCUCCUGGUUCCCACUCUCUCCAGUGAUGUGUCUGAGUCUCUUAUAGACCAGUGUCUCUAUACCUCAAAAUCUACAGACCCCGACCUUCUCAUCCGAACCUCAGGAGAGGUCCGUCUCAGCGACUUCCUUCUAUGGCAGGCAAGUCUUUAUUGUUUGCAUGUCAAUGCACCUCACUUUUUAGUAAGCAGUUAUUUAAGAUGUGUAACUUUUUUUCUGCCUCUUACUAUAGACUUCCCACACUUGUCUAGUCUUCCAGUCUGUCCUGUGGCCAGAAUAUACAUUUUGGAACUUGUGUGAAGCUGUUCUGAGAUAUCAGUACAAUCACAGUGCCAUCCAGGUGGGUGGAUUGUUGUUUAAACUAAUCUCUACGUAUUCACUAUCAUCACAACUGUUUUGUUAUCCAUUCUUUACAUUAAACUUCUCAUGUUAUUUAAGUUUUUGUUUUGUAUCACACACUAUACAUUACCAUAAAAUGAAAUGUAAUCAAGCCUCACAUGUUUAUCACUGUUCGUGACAAAGUAACAGUAUUGGUACCUUGACAAUUUCAGCUAGUUAUGGUUUAUCCUAUGUCAAGUAAUGAGGACUGACCAAAAGAAAAAGGUGAACAGCUGUGAAGUUAAAAGGAAACUAAGGGAGGGGUAAAAAUUACACCCAUUAUUGAAAGAUUUAUAUAGAUAAUUUGUUUGUGUGUGUGUAUUUUAUUAUCAUUGCCAUUUAUGUACCGCCAACAGAGUCCAUAGCGCUUUAAAAUAUAUUAAGUAGAGGGAUUUAACUAUAAAUAGGACAAUUACAAGAAAACUUACAGGAACGAUAGGUUGACGAGGACCCUGCUCAAACGAGCUUACAGUCUAUAGGUGGUGGGGUGUAAAACACAAUAGGACAGGAAAUAGCAAUCAAAUAAGAUGGGAGAGAGCAGAGUGCUUCCCUCUAGGAGAGAGCAAGAGACAGGUAUGUGAGGUAGAGGUUACUCUGGGAGGCCAUAAGCUUUCCUAAAGAGAUGGGUUUUAAGGCACUUCUUAAACUAAUGAAGACUAGGGGAGAGUCUGAUGGCGGUAGUCAGGCUAUUCCAUAGGAAGGGAGCCGCCCGUGAGAAGUCCUGUGAGCAGUGGACAGGAGAAGAUCACGGGCAGAGAGACCGAGAAUCAGUCUGGAGGCAGCAUUCAUUACAGACUGUAGCAGGGCAAUACGGUUUUUGAGUAGACCAAUUAGGAGAGGGUUACAAUAAUCCAUGCGGAAGUUACUAGAGUAUGGACAAGCUCCUUAGUAGCAUCUUGCAUAAGAAAGGGUCGGAUAUGGGCUAUGUUUUUAAGAUGGAAUCUACAGGACUUGGUAACAUGCUGGAUGUGAGGCUCAAAGGUGAGGCCAGAAUCAAAUAUGACACCAAGACAGCGCUUGCAAUGAUGGACUGAAACCAGUAACUUGAAGGGAGAGUGAAAGAGGAGGAUCAAUAUUAGGAGGCGGAAAGACAAUGAGCUCAGUUUUAGAGAGAGCUAGUUUAAGAAAGCGGGAGGAUAUCCAGUCAGAGAUGAAGGAAAGUCGAGCAGUGACACGUUGCAGGACGGCAAGGGAGAGGUCCGGGGAGCUGGCUGUUAUCAGCGUACAGGUGGUAGUGGAAUCCAAAUGAGGUAAUAAGUUUGCCAAGAGAGGCAGUAUAGAGAGAGAAUAGAAGAGAACCUUGGGGGACUCCAACCGAGACAGGACGAAGGGAGUAGGUGUCAUUAGAAAAGGAGACACUGAAUGAGCAUUAGGAGAGAUAAGAGGAAAGACACUAGAGAACAGAGUCACAGAAGACCGAGUGAUUGAAGAGUUUGAAGAAGGAGAGCAUGAUCAACGGUGGCAAAGGCAGCAGAGAGGUCAAGAAGAAUUGGUAUGGAGUAGUGGCCUUUGGAUUUUGCUGCCUUUAGGUCGUUAGUAAAUUUGAUAAGAUCAGUCUCCUUAGAGUGGACGGGGCGGAAGAUUGAAGAGGGUCAAGGAGAGUUGGAAUUGAGGAAGUGAGUCAUACGGAUAAAGACAAGUCUUUCUCGAAGCUUUGAGGAAAAAGGGAGCAGGGAUAUGGGACGAUAGAGGGGGAGGAUGGCUUAAGAGAUGGGGGUUUUUUCAGGAUAGGUACUACAGUGGCAUUUUUUGUAAGGUCCUCAGGGACAAUGCCAGAACAGAGGGAGCAGUUGAACAUGUGUGUUAAAGAAGGCACAAGACAAGGGUAGAGAAAUCUGAUAAGGUGAGAUGGGACAGGAUCAAGCGGGCAAGUGGUGGGGUGAGAGGAAAGGAGGAGCGCAGCCACCUCUUGUUCAGUAGCCGGGGAAAAAAAUCUGAAGGGUAGGAAAGGCAUGAUCUACGUGUGGUCGAGAAAGAGAAAGCCAGGGUGGGGAGAAUUCUUUCCUUAGCUGUUCAAUCUUGUCGGUAAAGUAACAUGCAAAUCUAUCGGCUGUAAGGUUAGUUUGAGCGGUAGCCACAGCAGGGCGAAGAAGAGAGUUGAAGGUGUCAAAGAGAAGCCAAGGAUUGUGGGAGCAUGAACUAAUGAGAGGGUGGGUAGUGUUAUAUGUGGAGAUGGCCAGUGAGGGACAGGAGAGGAAAGGGAUGGAUAGGAGUUGUGAAUCAAUAUCAGCUGACAGAUGCUGGAGGCCAGUAGAAUUAAGGUUCCUCCUGAGUUGAGGGGAUUUAGGCUGAGGUGGUUGGGUGAGGGGAUAUUCAAGAGCAAAUGAUAAGAGGUGGUGGUCAGGGAGGGGGAAUGGAGUGUUGGAGAUAUUAGACACUGUAAAUGCAUAAGUGAAAAUGAGGUCGAAGGUAUUGCCAGCUACAAGGGUGAGAGAAUUAGCCCACUGUGAUAGCUCAAGGGAGGAAGUAAUUGAAAGUAGUUUAGAGGCUGCUGAGGUCAGGGGUUGGUUAAUGGGAAUAUUGAAGUCCACGAUAAUUAGGGAUGGUAUGUUAGAGGAGAGGAAGUAGGGUAGCCAGGCAGCAAAGUGGUCAAGGAAGAGGAGAGGAGAACCAGAGGGGAGAUAUAUAACUGCAAUGUUAGCAGAGAAGGGUUUAAAAAGGCAAGUCGAAUGGAUUAAAAAUUAUGAGAAAUAGAGGGACGGGGGGUUGGAUAGAGGUUUGAAGGAGCAGUGAUGGCGUCUUGUAAUGGCAUGUGUGUGUAUAUGUGUAUAUAUAUAUGUGUAUAUGUAUAUAUAUGUAUAUGUGUGUGUGUAUAUAUAUAUAUAAGAAACCUCCAGUUAGUAGCAUCUUAUAUGGGGUCCCUUAAACUCCAGCACAGGAUUAUAGGAUAAGUAGGUAAUUCCAAAGAGCAGUUUCACUUGAGCUAGAAGACUUCUAGUUUUUAUACCCCUUAACUACUAUCAGUUUGCACAUUCCUUGGUUCAUUGUUUUGUGAAUUGUGCUAAGGGCAGUUCUCUGCAGAGCUAAGAUCUGCAACCGGUGUCCCUUCCAAAACUUGGGACAAAAUAAUCAAUCGACAACCUGGCAUAUUCCAGGCUGCUUGACAGGCUGUCUUAGAGCUCCAAUGAUUUAUAUAAAUCUCUUCAAUUGUAAGCCUUUCUUAAAGCUGAGAGAAGGCAUAGCAAUCUAUGCAUUGCCACUUUUGCAAUAAUGCAAGUUUGUGUCGGAGCAUAGUUGGGUAUAGUGCAAGUCUUAAUGAGAAGCAAUCACUUCUCUUGAACCAUCACUAUUUAAUACAAAUUGAAAAGUGCAUGCAACUUAUUAUAAAUUUUUUUUUUCUUUACAUGAUGCUCUUUAUUUUUUUUAAUUCAAUGAUUAUUAACUUCCAAAUUUACAAAGAAGAAAGACGGAGAAAAAUGUCAAGGUUAAAUAUCUUUUCUUGCCUAAUCAUGGGAACAUUUAACUAAUAGUUUAGCUCCUCCCUCUAGCCAAUAGGACAGAAAAAACAAACAAAUAAUUAAAGGAUCACUAUAGGGUCAGGAACACAAACAUGUAUUCCUGACCCUAUAGUGUUAAAACCACCAUCUAGCCCCCCUGGGCCCCUCAUGCCUUCAUAAAUAUAGCAAAAUCUUACUGUAUUCAAGCUGUAGAUCUGCAUGCUGUUUGCCUAAAAAAAAACAAGCAGUCUGCUGACAUCAUCAGAAGUGGUAGCCUGAUCCAAUCACAAUGCUUCCCCAUAGGAUUGGCUGAGACUGACAAAGAGGCAGAUCAGGGGCAGAGCCAGCAUGAUUCAAACACAGCCCUGGCCAAUCAGCAUCUCCUCAUAGAGAUGGAUUGAAUCAAUGAAUCUCUAUGAGGAAAGUUCAGUGUCUGCAUGCAGAGGGAGAAGACACUGAAUAUUUGGAUGCAUUUUAAGCAGCCAUGACCCAGGAAGGAUCUCUAACUGCCAUCUUUUCUCUGAAAAGACCGUGUUUACAGCAAAAGGCCUGAAGGUAAUGAUUCUACACACCAGAACAAAUUCAGUAAGCUGUAGUUUUCUGGUGACUAUAGUGUCCCUUUAAGAUUAGGUUAUAAAAGGAUCCUCUUGACCUUCACACCUCUGUCUUUUUUUUCCCCUGUGCUCUUAGCCAUAAGGCCAGACAUAAUUUUAUGUAAAAAAAUAAUAAUAAUAUUAUGCUCACCCGUCUGUUUGUUAACAAUAUUCUCCCUGAAGAGGUCAGCCUCCCUCUCCAGGAAGCCCCAGGCACAUGUUUCUCAUCCCAUCUCUUUGUUGUUGGGAGCCCCUGGAGGCCACAGAGGUUAUGUUCCUUCUGGUGUACCGCUCUGAGGAUUGAAUCUGUAUCUCUGGAAUCCUUUCUGAGUCAGGAUUCAACAUCUUUUGGUUUGCAGUAACGCCUUUUUACCUUUGAAAUUGAUCCAAUUGCAGUUUAAACAUCUGUAUGGACUCUGAUAAAACCACCUCUUCAGGCAGAUAAUUCCAUAUCCUUAUUGCUCUUACUGUAAAAAAAACUUUUCUUUUCCCUUAGAUGAAAUCUCCUUUUCUUGUGUCCUAUGUAUAGCCCUGUUUAUGACUAGAUUUCCAGAUAAUGGUUUGUACUGGCCCUGAAUAUAUUUGUAUAAUGUUAUCAUAUCCCCUCUGAGGCGACGUUUUUCCAAACUAAAGAGAUUUAAAAUGUUUUAACCUUUCUUUGUAACUAAAAUGCUCCAUUCCUUUUAUCAAUUUUGUAGCUCGUCUCUGCACUUUUUCUAGUGCCAUGAUAUCUUUCUUUAGAACUGGUGCCCAAAAUUGCACAGCAUAUUCAAGGUGUGGUCUUACCAGCAAUUUAUAAAGAGGCAAAAUUAUAUUGGUUAUUGAGUUUGGCUUCGUUUUGACUUCCCUGUAUUCUGGUUUCCAAGACUUCUGGGUUUCCCUUAUUGUUGUGUCCCAUUCUGUGUCCCUGACCUCGGCAAGUAUCCUGACUAUUCUUUAGUACAUUAAGUCCGGCCAUUCUAAGGCCCGGUACGACGUUACCUUUUAGUCCUAGGUGUGAUACAGUUCUACGUGCUGGAUCAACUUGUAAUCCUGAUACUCGUCUCUGCACUUUUUCUAGUGCCAUGAUAUCCCUCCUUAGAACAGGUGCCCAAAACUGCACAGAAUAUUCAAGGUGUGAUUUUACCAGCGAUUUAUAAAGAGGCAAGAUUAUAUUUUUAUCCCGAGAAUUUAUGCCCCUAUUUAUACAUGACAAAACCUUACUGGCCUUAACAACUGCAGAUUGACAUUGCAUAUUGCUGCCUAAUUUGUCUCUAAAAAUUCCAAAAUCCUUCUCGUGUGUGGUUAUCCCUAAUUCACUACCAUUUAGGGUGUAAGUUGCUUGUGUAUUUUUGACCCCGAAAUGCAUAACUUUGCAUUUCUCUACGUUAGAUUUCAUCUGCCAUUUUAGUGCCUCAUCCCCCAAUCUAUCCAAAUCCCUUUUCAGCAAAGCAAAAUCCUGCUCACAUUUUAUUACUUUACAAAGUUUUGUGUCAUCUGCAAACACUGAUACAUGGCUUUCAAUGCCUAUUUCAAGAUCAUUUAUAAAUAUGUUAAAUAGAAGCAGUCCCAAAACAGAACCCCGAGGGACACCACUUAUCACUUUUGUCCAGCCUGAAAAUUUACCUUUAAUGACAACUUGUUGUACUCUAUCCUUAAGCCAAUGUUCUACCCAAGAACAAGAAUAAUCAUCUAGACCAAGUUCUUUGAGUUUGAACACUAACCUAUUGUGAGGAACUGUAUCAAAUGCCUUGGCAAAAUCCAAGUAGAUCACAUCCACUGCAACACCCUGAUCUAUACUUCUACUUCUUCAUAGAAUGCAAUUAGGUUAGUUUGACAUGACCUAUGUUUCAUAAAACCAUGCUGAUUUUUGCUAAUAAAGUUCUUCCCAAUUAAUUCCUGAAUAUUAUCCCUUAAUAGCCCUUCAAAUAUUUUUCCAGUCACAGAAGUGCAGCUCACAGGUCUAUAAUUUCCAGGCAAGGAUUUUGAACCCAUUUAAAAUAUAGGAACAAAAUCUGCCUUCCUCCAAUCCUCCGGUACAAUACCUGAAAUAAAAGAAUCUUGAAAAAUUAAAUACAGAUGUUCACUUAUUUCCCCACUUAGCUCCUUGAGCAUCUGUGGGGCAUCCUCAAACGGAAGGUGAGGGAGCGCAAGGUCUCUAACAUCCACCAGCUUUGUGAUGUCGUCACAGAGGAGUGGAAGAGGACUCCAGUGGCAACCUAAUUAAUACAUUGCUAAACACAAAUACACACACCAGUCAUACCAUAAGACUUUUCCCACAGAAAUCUCACUUUAACAGUGCUCUCUCUACUGCAAGGGAUUCUGAGUAGGCGUAUGCAAAUGAGCUCAGCCAAGAACCAAAUUUUUGCCUCAUUAUUCCACUUUAUACAUGGAUUCCUUGGAGUAUGUGUCUGCUGUAUCCAACAGCUUUGAAACACAACUCAUGAAGAGGAGCAAAGCAGAGUGAACCACUCAUGGACAGCUGUUUCGUUGUUAAUGCAACACAUCAGCAUGAGGUUGGUUACUGGCUUUCAAUGGAGGCUUGGCAUUACUUUUAAAGUACAUACCAAAAGAGUUGUGGUGGAGAAAAAAGUGUGGAUGAAAACCCCUUCCACCUGAAGUAAGUGGAUAGUCAUGUGGAAGGGGUUUUCAUCCACACUUUUUUCUCCACCACAGCUCUGUUGAUGAUAUGAAAGUGUCCGUAUCACAUCUUUUACAACUUGCCUUCUAUCUGCACAUCGUGUUGGCAGGAAUGCCAGCAAAAUAUAAAAUGUAUAUAUUGGAAAAAAAAAUUAUUUAAUAAGAGGUCUUUGUCUCACCUGUCAAUGAACUCUGAGGCAUAGACUCCCGUGCUGAAGACCUGAGUUACAGGAAGAGCAGGAGUCACUGGUGAAGAUGCACCCUUCAGCAACAAAACACACAUCUUAACCUCACCUCUUUGUGUGUCUCUUACAAGCCCACCAUGUAUGUGUCACGCCGCCCGCCGGCGCUGCUCCUGUCAGAGGGCAGCAUGAGUCCUGGCAGGCGUGUAUUGCUACGGCGGUAUUCCCACAAACUAAGGGGAAUACUGCCAAACACUCACCAGAGGUGACUUCUCCUCUCUCAGCAGCCGGGUCUGUAUCAAUAAGGACGCCGCACGAUGCAGAUGUGAAUAAUAAAGGGUUUCCUGUUUAACCCUUAAAGGGCCAGAUCAAUUAAUUAAAUAUGGGUGUGUUACACACAUAAGCUUGAUCACAUGUGUCCCUACAGCCCAUCAGGAAACGCCUUUAGCUAUUUAAACCUAGUUUGUCCAUUUCUCAGUGCCCUGUCGUGGGUUCCAGUUGGUUAUCUGAGAGCGCGUUCCUUAUAUUGAUUUCUUGUGUAUAUGACCUUGGCUUCCCUUAUUGACUAUCCGAUCUCUGUAUUCCUUGACUUUUGGCUUGGCUCCUGACUAUUUUGAUAUCUUUAUCGUUAAAUCCGGCCAUUCUAUGGCCCGGUAAUAUGUCUUAGGUAUUUACUUUAUAUCUACUUAGGUUCUGCGUGUUGGGCAUCUACAGUAAUCCUGACAGUGUGUCUCUUACAAUACCCCGCAUGUGUGUCUCUUACAAAAUCCCCUUGUGUAAAUAUGUACAUCACUAGACAUGUGCAUGUGUCUUUGAAAGAACUGCAAAAUGCAGAAAAUGUAGAUCUUCGGUCAUUUGAUUAGAAAGAGGGUGUGGGCCAUUGCCUGUCAGUAAGCCAAGAUCAUAUUCUUUGUAUUACUCCCUACUUAUUUGUUGACAUUGUGAUGCGGAUACCCUGCAAAUCUGCCAAGACAGUGUCUGUCCUGAGUCACUCUGGCACGAUUGCAGUCUCACAUGCAUAGCAGCAGGCUACACAAGAUGGCAGCCAUAACAGCCAGCUGACACCCUCCUCUUUACACACUCCAGAGGACUUGGUGCCUUUAUUACAUACCCAAGCUGACACUAGUCAGGUAUUGAGCAAGCUCACCAAGCUGAAAACCGUUCUUGCAAGGGAGUUGGAGUGAAACACAAGAGAAGCCUGAGAUUAAGGGCCUUGGCACAUGCUCUACAGAGAUUGAGCAGGUGGUGGUAGCUCACAACCGGGUUGAUUGACCACUGUAAUUCUCUCAACCAUCAUUUUGGUGAGGGAUCUGACUGAACAUCCUGAGGAGGGUCCUCUAAUGGACACUGUAAUGGCUAUUUUCUGGAUUUUGUUACUGGACAUGCCUGGAACCCUUAGCUAUCUUCUCAUUCGUUGUUGCCAUUUCCAAAGAAAAGACACAAUAUUUCGAUGGAGCAGGAAAAGUCUGGUUACUUAUCAAGGCAAAGAACUGCAUAUUUGGCUUUUGAGGUGAGAGGCCAAAACUCUGCUGUUCAACGGCUAUUCAUGAGAAGCUUGGGUGUCGAGGUUCCUGAGAACAUUACCUCUUCCACAUUAUGAAGUUCCACCACAGCCUUUGUUCCCAAGAGUGUGGUAUGAAUCUGGUGAACGGGUCACUUGAUAGUAUUACCUCAUUUACUGAUGUAUAAUUUUUUAUUUAUUUUUUUGCAUGGGGCUAGCGAUGGCCGAUAUUUCCCUCCUAAUGGUUGACUGCAUGGCGGCAGAUGGAGCAGUUCUGCUCACAUACUCAACUGCAUGACCAGUUAAGUUUGGUUUUAAUGCUUAGCUUUUUGUUCAAUUUUGAGACGCUCUUGUGCCUUUGGGGGUAUCUGCCCACAACAACCCCUAGAGGGGACAAUGGGGCUGAGUAGCUAAUCCCUUCCACUUGUUUUGUGGUAGCUUCUAUCAGUAUUUGUGCCCCCCACACUUGGGAGAAAGCAUUAUGUGGCCCUGUUAAUCCUAGCUCUGAAUGUGUUAUUCUGUGAUUGCUGAAGGUUGAUUGUAACCCUAUCCGUCCUCUACUUAUGGAUUUGUUUAAUCUAUUUGAAAAGGGGAUCCAUCUCCCGAGUGUCUGGUGAUUUGGCAAGUCCAACCUCCUUCAACAUCUGUUGUAUUUAAUGCAUUGUUAAUUUGUUCCUCUAUUUUCCUGUGUAUUCUUUUUUUAUACUUCUUUGUUUCCUUUUUCUUCUCUUAUGCUCUUUCUUUCUCUUCUGCUGCUGGGUAAGGAGCACUGGAGGCGACUUUUUGUGCUGUCGUAAGAUACACCACUAUAUUUGAUCAUCUUCUCUAUACCUACUUUAGAGAUAUGGCCCUAAAACUGUUAUCACUGAAUGGCAAGGGUUUGAAUUCUCUAAACAAAAAAGCGAGAGAACUUAUGCAGACGACAUACCUCCUCAGAUCUUCUUCCAUCUGCCUUAAGAAUCAUACAUACAGCAUGGCUUUUGCCUCUACUGCUCUAGCCCAACAGAAUUGUGUAGCUCAAGCAUUUCAAGCAUGCGGCCCACAGUGGACAUCUUUGAGGCCCGGCACGCCGCGAGUACAUGCUUAGUGUUCCAAGCACAGUAGGCACCUGCUUUCCCCACAUUGCAAGUGCCUACUCUGCUAACAUUUACCCGGCCGGAGGAGAGUGCUCCUCACUGCUCCCUCGCGCGCGCCGUCUGUAGUGAUGACGGGCGCAGGAAUAUGUCAUCAUAUUCCGGCAUCACUAAACUUUUUUGUUCCCCCUGUGGAGUAAUGAUACCCGUGAUUUCGUUAUUUGUUUGUAUGUUUUUUAACCUAGGGCUAAGAUAGAAAUCAAGGGAGAUAGGGGGCAGCUUUGAAGUGUGCCAUUGGAGAGGGAGAAACUUCUAGAUGUGAAACCUGUGUUCGUUACUUUUGCAGAGGGUACCUAAUAAAGUGUAAGAACAGUGUGGAGAAAUUUGUAAGGGAAGCCAAAUUUAUGCGGAACUGACGUUCUAUAGCCCCAGUGAUGGCGAUCAAAGGCCUUCUCCGCGUCGAGCGCGAGCAGAAGCCCGAUGUCCCCCUCAAUCGCAUGAGUUCCAAAUGUUCGAGGAACCGUCUAGUAUUGACUCCUGCUUGCCAACCAGGUACAAACCCAGCCUGCUUCACCGAGACCAAUGAUGUCAGAAGGGGUUUUAGUCUGUCUGCUAGAAUUUUGGCAAAUAUCUUGCAUAUGUCUGCAUACUAUAAGGAGAUAGGGCGGUAAUUUUCGCAUUUGGACAGGGGUUUUCCUGGUUUGGCAAUUGUUAUAAUGUUGGCUUGAAGCAUCUCCUGGGGAUACCUGACUGCAUUAUAUCUUUAAAAAGUUUUCUUAAAGGAGCACUAUAGGGUCAGGAACACUAACAUGUAUUCCUGACCCUAUAGUGUUAAAAACACCAUCUAGCCCCCCUGUCUCCCUCAUGCCUCCCUAAAUAUAGUAAAAUCUUACUUGCAUUCAAGCCUGAAGCUGCAGGCUUUGUCCCUGUUUACUUUUGACCUGCCCACUGCCUGCUAACAUCAGCAGAAGUGGUAGCCUGAUCCAAUCACAAUUCCCCAUAGGAUUGGCUGAGACUGACAAAGAGACAGAUCAGGGGCAGAGGCCGUACAAUUCAAACACAGCCCGGGCCAAUCAGCAUCACCUCAUAGAGAUGAAUUGAAUCAAUGCAUCUCUAUGAGGAAAAUUCAGUGUCUGCAUGCAGAGGGUGGAGACACUGGAUGUUUGGAUGCAUUUUAGGCAGCCAUGACCCAGGAAGGAUCUCUAACAGCUAUCUGAGGUGUGGCCAGUAAAGUUAUCACUAGGCUGUAAUGUAAAGACUGCAUUUUCUCUGAAAAGACAGUGUUUACAGCAAAAAGCAUGAAGGUAAUGAUUCUACUCACCAGAACAAAUUCAAUAAGCUGUAGUUGUUCUGGUGACUAUAGUGUUCCUUUAAAUGGGGUACUAGAAUUUCGGCAUACAAUAUAUAGUAUGAUUUAAGGAAUCUGUCUGGACCAGCCGCCUAAUGCUUCUGUAAUAGUUGGACUGCCUGAGACACCUCCUCAGUAAACCGGCUGUCCAGGGCUACCGCUUCAUCCUGGGGCAAGCAUGGCAGUUUUAUAGAGGAUAGAAAUUUGGCUACGAUUUCUUGGGUCGGUUGUACUGUUGAGGUGUCUGAUUGCAAGUUAUAGUGUUUCAUAGAAGGUUGCAAAUGCAUCUAGAAAAUGAGUUUUAGAAUUUAGAAUUUUGGAGCCAUCUGCUCUUAUGAAGGAGAUUUUGGAUUGAUUCUACCUCUUUUUCAGUUGGGCAGCUAGGAGUUGCCCAGCUCUGUUGCCUUGUGAGUAAUAUGUGUGUUUCAGUUUGAGUAAUUGCCUAUUAUUUGGUGUUGAUGUUUCUCUAAUUGCGAGCGGGUGUCCCUGAGUUGGUCUGCUACUGAUUUCGUUGGGCAUUGUUUGUGUCAGGCCUCUAGCUCUGUCAGCUUUUGGUGUUCUUGGGUAUUGUGACGAGAGCAAUCUCGCCACAUUGCAAUGGAAAAGCCUGGUUGCUCGCCUGCUGCCUUUGGACUAUGGCCCCAUGUUAAAAGACAUCUUUUUCCCUGCAGAAAAGACUUAUUCGCACGAAUGACUAGACCACCUGGGAGCUGGAGUGUGCUGCACUUAGCCUCCCUGAAGCUGCGGUUAACUGCAGCUUAAUUGACGAAUGCUGGGUGGCCGCCAUUUGUAUCACGAACACCAUUUUAAACCCGCGAACGCACAGCGGUGUUUUACGCUCAAUUCAUGGAACUAAAAUCGGACACAGUUUUGCGCGAACACAGCUGAAGCCGCCGACCUCCCUUCUUGUUCGGUGAAAGUGCACAAACGGCCCGGUGUUCGGUAGUUUUACUUGAAUUACUUGAAUAUGUUAUACCCCAGACAAGAAUCCCAUGGAGCCCAUUUGCAUGAGAACUGACUGUGUAAAGACUUUGGCUCCAUGGCGAUUAAACUGUAUUCGUGUGGUCUGAGCGCCAUUCGCUUAAUAAUGUGCGCUCAGACCUGAGCUAUCUGGGGACACUCGGACCACACGAAUACAGUUUAAUCGCCAUGGGGCCAAAGUCUUUACACAGUCAGUUCUCAUGUGAAUUGGCUCCAUGGGAUUCCUAUCUGGGGUAUAACAUAUUCAAGUAAAACUACCGAACACCGGGCCCCUCGUGCACUUUCACCAAACAAGAAGGGAGGUCGGCAGCUUGAGCGGUGUUCGCGCAAAACUGUGUCCGAUUUUAGUUCCAUGAAUUGAGCGUCGAACACCGCUGUGCAUUCGUGGGUUUAAAAUGGCCGCGACCUCGUGUUCGUGAUACGAAUGGCGGCCACCCAGCAUUCGUCAAUUAAGCUGCGGUUAACCGCAGCUUCAGGGAGGCUAAUUGCCGGCACACUCCAGCUCCCAGUUGGUCUAGUCAUUCGUGCGGUUGUUCGGUAGAUUGAAUCUACCGAACACCAGGCAGAAAAGCACGAAUAAGUAUUUUCUGCAGGGAAAAAGAUGUAUUUUAACAUGGGGCCAUAGUCCAAAGGCAGCAGGCGAGCAACCAGGCUUCUCCAAUGCAAUGUGGCGAGAUUGCUCUUGUCACAUCUCUCCCCUUUUCCAAACAGACUAACAGGGUUAGUCCAGCAGCCCACCCACAAAACACAAUCAACAGCACAGCCCACUACACCUGGGUAGAGGAUAAGUCCAGGUGCCUCACCACGGCUGUGCUGUGUAUGGGAACGGUGACUUGGUGGGUUGCUGAGUGGGCAGACACCAGCGGUACUCUGCCCUGGUGCCAGCGCUACUGGGAAGGUAGCCUGGUUGAAGCCUGGUUGUUGGAGGGGAGACCGACUGUCUCCCCUUUAGAUACACAGCCCUGCUGCUGGAGACCGACUGUCUCCCCUUUAGAUACACAGCCCUGCUGAGCCUUCUCACUGGAGUGAAACAGAUCUUGGUAGCCCUGCUCCAGCUCCAUCUCUCGGGUCACCAGGUGGACCAGGUCUUGCUCAAUUUCAUGAGUGUCGUCCCAGUCAUACCUGCUCUCCCUCCACUCCAAGACAUCACUGAACCGGGCUCGUGUAGGGCUCCCAAACUCAGGCUCUGCAAACGAUUCCCAUAACAAGCCAGGACCAUCAAACUCCUCUCCCUCUGGCUUGUCAUGCUUGGCUGUCCAGGGCUGGUACUGCGCCCCAUACCACCAGAGCGCCUGGUAGGCAUCUUCCUGCCACACCCGGAGCUCCAAUUCCUUCACCCAUUCAUCCAGGGGCUGCUCUCCCAGAAAGGGCAUCCGCAGGGCUACUCGCUUCUGCAGUCGCUGGUCUUCCUUGGGGAGUCUCUCGCCCCGCUGGUACUCCACAAUGCCCAGUGCCUGGUACCAGAUGCCUUUCCGAACUGCAUGACACCCUCAUCAUACUCCACUGCUGGUUCCAUUCUGGUGCUGUCAGGGUCGCUGUACUCAGACAUGCGUUGCCCUCAAAUUGUAAAUUCCACGGAAUGGUGUCGCCUGUAGCUGUCCUUUUUACUGUAGGAACGAUCCCGCCGCUUGCCACCAAUUCUAAUGGACCGUUUUGCACACAAGGGAUAAAAACCGUUUAGGCGAUCGUCCCCCUUUCACACACAGUUGUGGGGCUUACUGUCUCCCCUUUGUACAUUUAGCUGCCGCUGGGGAGAGGGGGUAACAAGCUCCUCUCCCAUACAUACUUCCAGCCGCGGGAAAGGGAGACCGACUGUCUCUGCUCCCAAUACAGAGUCCUGCUGCUGGGGAAAGGAGACUGGGCUCUCUAUUCCCGGUAGGACACUCUGCCGCUGGGGAAUGGAGACUGGGCUCCCAAUUCUAACGGACUGUUUUGCACACAAGGGGUAAAAACAGUUUAGGCGAUCGUCCCCCUUUCCAGAGAUGCAGGCACAGCUACUGUAGAACACCAAACUCACGAAACGCCAAUAAGGGAAUGCUCCAAACUCCCGAACGGCAUACAAUAUAGCACUCCAAACACACUAACUGGAACAAUACGAAUCACUGCUAGCAGACGAAUAGGAAACGCAUCCAAGCGGUUUAUACUUCUAGCAAUCAGUCUCUAUCAGCGUCCAGUAAAUCCCCCCAAAGACGAGACAAGGCUCCGUGUUGGGGGUCAAGCAGUGGUCUGUUUAAUGAGGGCUACCUGCCCAGUAUUUAUGCAGGUUUCCCACCUGGUGGACACUCCCCUAGGGGACCAAAUGGGAGACUGUGACAAAAGACAGACAAGUAGACAAAUAGGACACACAGUCACAUUAUAUUCCCACAAUGCAUCCUGGCUUCCUCCCUUCUGCCUUGGAGAUAAUUGAGAAGUAAUUCAAUUAUCUCCCAAGACAAAGGCAAAUCGCCAUUAUGGCACUCGGACCACAAUUUACUGGACGCUGAUAGAGACUGAUUGCUAGAAGUAUAAGCCGCUUGGAUGCUUUUCCUAUUCGUCUGCUAGCAGUGAUUCGUAUGGUUCCAGUUCGUGUGUUUGGAGUGCUAUGUUGUAUGCCGUUCGGGAGUUUGGAGCAUUCCCUUAUUGGCGGUUCGUGAGUUUGGUGUUCUACAGUAGCUGUGCCUGCAUCUCUGGAAAGGGGGACGAUCGCCUAAACGGUUUUUACCCCUUGUGUGCAAAACGGUCCGUUACAGGUAUAUUGUUUUUUUAAAUCUUGCCCCCGAUUGGAUCAUAAGUCUGCACAUUACAGCCUUAUGUGCCAACCCUAUGUUUGCUACUGAUGUGGAGGUAGUGUGGUUGUGUGUGAAGUACAUAACCAGGAAUUUCUCAAUGGUGUCUCUAAUAUCCCACUUAAGGAGGAGUGUCUCAUUCAUCCACCAUUCCCCACAUCCCCGGACAGGGUAUUGGGUGGCAAACGUCGUUCUGACUGGGGCGUGGUCAGACCAUGUAAUAGGGUCUGUAUGUACCUCUCUUAGGGAUGUUUGUUUUGUCAAUCAAGCAGAAAUCAAUCCUGGUGUAAGUGGCGUGCACACUGUCAGGAUUACAGAAUGAUCCAGCACGUAGAAUUGUGUAACACAGAGGACUGAUAGGUAACGUAUACCGGACCUUAGAAUGGCCGGACUAACAUACCAAAGAAUAGUCAGAAAUAGCCGAGGUCAAGGGAAACAGAAAGAGACACAAUGAUAAGGAAAACCCAGGAGUCAGGGAUGCCAGAAAACAGGGAAGUCAAAAACAAUGCCAAAGUCAAAUAACCAGAAUAACCAGAAUCAAUAAUGCACUCUCGGACAACCACAAGGGAAACCACGACAGGGCACUGAGCAGGAUGAGAACUGGGCCUAAAUACCCCUCCUCUAGAUCUGAUAGGCUGUAACCGGCCUUUGACCCCAAAGGCAGUUACCAGCUACCCAUUUGCAUAAUUGCUGCUCAGCAUAAACCCUUCUGUGGAUUUGGUUGCUGCUCGGCACAACUUUUCAUGUGUGGACAGUAAAUGCCAUUAACCACAUUUUUAUAAGUGGAUGAAUACGUGACACACUCUAGAGAAAUAGGUAUAAUCCCUAGUUGCGGGUUAUAGGGUCCUCCAUGUGUCAUAUAGGUCGUAUUUUCGGAGUAGUGUGCACAUAUGGCCGCUAUCUCUGGCUUUCCGUCUACCGGAGGAGUGCAGAUUAUGACAUCUAAAGAGGGUUCUAGCACACAAUUCAGGUCACCACAUAUAAAUAUUUGGCCCGUCAUGAUCUUGAUAAAUGUGAGUAAGUGCCUUAUGAAAAAAAAUCACCUGGUCAGUAUUGGGUGUGUAUGAGUUCGCUAUGGUGAUAGAGACAUUGCUAAGUAGUCCCACUAGGACUAAUAUUCAACCUUCUGAGUCACAGUAUUCUUUGGUACAUUGGAAAUACCAGUCCGCACGAAAGAGGAUGCUCACUCCUCUAGUUUUCUCUGGGGCAUGAGCAUGGAAUGCUUGGGGAUAUAGUUUAGAUGCAAAGGCAGGGUUUUUAGCAGAAAUGGGUUUCCUGGAAGCAUGCUAUAGCGGGCCUGGACUUCUGAAGUUGGUGGAAAGCCUGACUUCGUUUGUAAGGCGUGUCCAAGUCGUUAGCGUUUAGUGUAAGUAUAGUAAAUGGUUAGCCAUCGUGUUAUGUGAGUGGCAGUACUAGUAUGUGUGGCACAGAAAUAUAAACCCAAACUUGCUGUAUAGUACCAACCAGUAAGCACUAGAACACCUAUAAUGGAACCACUGGAUGUGUCAUCCAUAUAGGAAUAUAUUGGAAAUAGAGACCAACGAGGCAUCACCUGGCAGAAAACAAAAAACAUAACAAAGGUGUAUACAACAAUGCUGUUGAAGUGGCAGCAUACUUUGGUUAAACAUGUACAACUAGGCCUGAUCGAACGGUCCUCGCUGUUUUAACCAAUGUGAUUCGGGGGCGUGUUUGGUUGGUAUUGAAACCAGUUUUACACAGUCCGACUAGGACCAUAUCGUUAAUCCGUUACCUCAAAUGUGUCUCGGUGCCCCAGCCUACAUCCACCACCUACUGACAAUAUAUGCCAGUUGUGCCAGAGCUGCUAUGAGCAACCAAACAGAACGUAAAUCGACUUUUUUUUUAUUUCUUUUUUUCAUCAAAUUAGGUGUGUGUGUCUGUGUCUCUUUGAGCCACAGCAGUUCCUAGUCCUGUUCAUCCUGGCUUGUCUGCAGUACUGGGGGCUGGACUUCAUCUAUUGCUGUGCUUUACCUGACUCUGAUCAGUCAUCAGCAGGGUAUAUAUAAACACAGCCUCACCCUAGGAACUUUAUCAAGUCUUUGAUCCUGUUGUGUGUGUGUGUUAAGUUCCUGUGUUCCAGUUUUUUGAACUUUUACUCCAUAUUGACACCGGCUUCUGUCUUCAUUUAUCCUGAUCACUGGCAUACCUUGACUUCGGCUACACUUCAUUAAUCCUGACCUCUGGCAUCCCUUGACUUUGGCUAACCCUUGACUAUACUUCUGUGUGUGUCUUUGUCGGUACUGCAAUGGAAUCAUCUUUCCUGCACAGCCCUCAUGCACAGAUUCACAGUCCAGGUAGCUUCUUAUCUGGUCACCUCGGACUGUGUCUAUCUGCAAGGGUGAGCAAACAUAUCUGCGCUACAGACUCCCAUCUCAGGUAAGAACCCUGACACCAAGGCCUGUAGGAGAGGAGUUGUUAUUUGGUAGAUGGGGGUGCCUAGAAGAACUUGGGAUGCUAAUAAACACUUAGGGGACAGCAUUUAGUGGGGAUGCAAUCAGGUGUGCAAAUGCACCAACUUAAGAUGAAAGGAUACUCUGAACGUGCUGCUCAUAUGUCGAGCAAAUAACAAUAUUCGUGUGUAUCUAGAACAUAGUCCUUCUUCCGGUCAAAUGGUCCUUGUCCAUUCGGGACGAAUGUGGCUAGGGGCAGGUGCAUUCAUUGGUGGCGUCUCCCCUCUGAGUAGUCCCCAACUCUGUAGCUGCUUGCUACCCUCCAUCACAGUUCAUUUCACCACACAGCCAACUUAGGUGGGAACACCCAGCGGUAGGCAAUCUUGUGGUUGUGUAGAACUUUGGUGACGUUUAUGGAUUUGCGCCUCUUGGCCAUCGUAGUUGCCGACCGAUCCGGAAAUAGCAAUAUUUGUUUUUAAUCCAAUGGCAGGUCUUGGGCCUUCGAUGUUCUUGUAGAAGAAUUUUAUAUGAAAAUAGUGCAUUUUCGAAACUACGUCGCGGGGCAUGUCCGCUGCUAGAUUCCUUGGUUUGGGUACUCUAUGAGCCCUGUCCAUCAGGAGGUCUGUGUCUGCCACGGAGGGCAAUAGUGCUUUAUAGAGAUCUUGCCCGAUGAUCUCUGGGACUCCACGUAUGCGGAGGCUACACUUCAUUAAUCCUGACCUCUGGCAUCCUUUGACUUCGGCUAUCCCUUGACUAUCCUACUAUAUAAAUUAAAAUUACUGUACAUUGAAUGAUGGUAGCCAGCCUAUUCGCAAGAUUUUUUAUUUUUUUUUAUAUAUAUAUAUUGAUAUUGAUCUAUUAACUGUAUGUAACCUGAAUAUAAUAAAUCACAUUUGGCUAAUUUAAGACCUAUGAGUACGUCCUGGAUCACUUCAGCUAUAUUUUGGGCGCAUUUGGGGUUGCACCAAGGCAAGUUUUUGCAUAAUUUACUUAAUAGAGAGUGCCAAGCCAUCACAAUUUUUUUUUAUAUAUAUAUAUAUAUAUAAAUAUAUAUACACACACACACACACUCUCACUAUAGUAAUGUUUAUUGAAUUUAGUGGAGUUGGGGUCUGAGGAGAGAGAGGACAUAAAUUGUCUGGUGACAAUCCGGUUUUAGAUAGGCAGUUGGUGUCAUCAGUGACGUACUAAGGGGGACGCCUUAUACCCCCACCUCCUGCCAUUAUAAUCCCCCCUGCCUUAUACCCCCACCUCCCUGCCAAUAUAACACCCCCUGCCCUUAUACCCCAACCUCCCUGCCAUUAUAACCCCACUGCCAUUAUACAACCCCCCGCCAUUAUAUCCCCACCCUCCCUGCCAUUAUAAUCUCCCCUGCCCUAUACCCCCACCUCCCUGCCAUUAUAACCCCCCCUGCCAUUAUAAUCUCCCUGCCCUAUACCCCCACCUCCCUGCCAUUAUAAUAUACCCCACCUCCCUGCCAUUAUAAUCUCCCUGCCCUAUACCCCCACCUCCCCUGCCAUUAUAACCCCCUGCCCUAUACCCCACCUCCCUGCCAUUAUAAUCCCCCUGCCCUAUACCCCCACCUCCUGCCAUUAUAAUCCCCCUGCCCUAUACCCCCACCUCCCUGCCAUUAUAACACCCCCUGCCCUAUACCCACCAUUAUACUUUCACCCCUCUUCCCCACCCCACCUCACUGCCAUUAUAACCCCCCUGCCAUUAUACUCCCACCCCUCCUGCCCUAUACCCCCACCUCACUGCCAUUAUAACCCCAGAGCAGCCGCCAAAUGGUGAGACAGAACCUGCUGAUCCUGCACCCUCCUAAAUGGUAAGGUACUACUAUACCCCCUUGCCCUAUACCCCCCUGCCAUUAUAACCCCACCCCCUGCCCUAUAUCCUCCACCCUCCCUGCGCUAUACCCCCACCCUCCCUGCCUUAUUCCCCCAUGCAAUAUCACACUAAGUCCCAGACCCCAAUCUACUCCGACCCACCCAGACACAGACAACUGUUCCCCUACUGUCACAUAGACACAUUACACACAGGCUCACAUUCACAAAUUACAUAUGCAGUCACACACAAUUCACAUAGAUACGCUGUCACAAACACAUUUUUUUACACAAGGGACAAGGACAGAUAUAUUCUGGGAGGCAGUGAGGUUAGUGCGCGCCCUGCAGUGAACCGGCAGCUGGGAUAAGAUGUCAUCCUGGCAUCGGCAUCACUACUGGGAGCACAAGUGAGCUGUGCAGGAAGAGCACCCAGCCCAGCAGCAACCACUAAUCACCAUGGGGAAGAUCCAAGAGCAAGGUAGGGAAGCUGGGCGGACCUCUUAAUUACUAAAUGUGUGUAAGAAUGUGAUUUUUGUGUGUGUCUGUGAUUGUGUGUGUUGAUUGUGUGUCUGUGAUUAAGUGUAUGUCUGUGAUUGUGUGUGUAUUUAUAUACACAAACAACCACAGAUGUACAAGUCUGUGUGUAUAUAUCUGUGGUUGUGUGUGUAUAUAAAUGUGUAUGUGUUUAGUAGAUAGCUCCCUUAUUUGGUGUCCUUAAAUAUGUCAACCCCACAUAAGGAUAACAAAUAAGUGAGUUAUCUACUAAACAACUGAAAGAUUAAAAUUAAGUAAAAGGCUUUUACAUUUUGAUCUUUUAGCGGUUUAGUAGAUAAUUCCCUAAAUUAAUGCUCUUAUGUGAGAUUUCUAUAUUUAAAUAUGCCAAAUUAGGUUGUUCUUUAGAUCUAAAUAUGGCAAUCUCACUUAGGGAUAUCAAAUAGAGGAGUUAUCUGCUAAACAAAGAUCGAAGUUUAGAGGUGUCAGCCAGUGCAGAACAGGAAAUCUGGGUGCCUAGUAUGAAUUCUAUGCAAAUGUGUUGUCUGAUUGUGUGUGUAUAUAUUUGUGUAUAUGUGCAUACAGCAUUUUGCCAACACUACACACAAGCACACUACUGCAUUCAAACAACACUACAAACACACACCUUUCUAUUAAAAAAUCACCAUUAGAAAUAACCACACCACUGCAUCUCGCCAGCACUACACACAAAUGCAUGCCUGCAUUCAAACGCAAACACUACACACCCCUACAUUCACUCACUCACACAUUUUCCAUACAAAAACACAUGCUUACAUUUAGAUGCAUAAACACACAAAAUUGGGGGUGUUUUUUUACAUUUUAAGGUGGUGGUUGUGGGGCGGUGCCAUAAGGAGGAUCCGCCCCGGGUGCCAAAUGCUCUAGGUACGCCCCUGGGUGUCAGAGUAGUCCUAGAUGAUUCUUCAAGCAAAAAAAAUGCCCUUAUGCCAAUUCUUAUCAGACACCAACUUGUUGCUCCUUCUACAUAUUUAUUUGUAAUGUUUUUCUCUUGAUACUUUCUACCAAUACUUCUUUCUGAUAUGUAUUUUUUUUUCUACCUGCAGAAGGCCAAAGAAACUCAGUUGGAGGAGUCGUCAAAACUUCAAAUGGAACGUGACCUAACUUGGGUACAAGAAAAGCUUUGGCAUAUGGAGCAAGACCUAGGAAAUAAUGACAAACCAUUUUGCCAGAAGUUAUUGCAGCAGUGCCGAGCAAGUAGGGAAGAAAGGACAAAGAAAUUCUUACAGGCGUUAGAGAGGAAACAGUGGAAUCAUCUUCAGGAUCUUUGCUCAACGUAAACAGAAGCGAAUUUGGAACAUGUUUAUCAUCUUUGGACAUGUGGAAUAAAUGUAUUGGCAAAGUGAAACAUUUUUCUGAACUAUUGCAGUUAUAAUUGGAUAUCCAUGUCCAUUGUUAACUAUGGUUUAUGUGUUGCACAUGCGCAUACUGUAUGCACAAUCCUUAUAUUAAAUGGAAUACUCUAGGUUAAUUUUAUUACCCUUUUUUUAAUGCCUUACAUAAAUCAUGCAAUUAAAUAUACAUUUAUUUUUUUUCUCUUCGAUAGGCCCCUGAUCCACCUCAGGCCCCAUUCGUUGACUUCACAGUGAUGCCCACUGGAAGUUGCUUGUGAUGACAAAGUGAAUGUGUGAAGAGUUAUCUUAGAUUACUUCAAAACAAACAGUAAGCUUGCAAGGUUACAGCUGUAUGCUCACCCUCUUUGAUAAAAGGACAGUGAUAUCACAGAAGCAGGGAGUAACAAAUUAAAAAGUGCAGGAUAAAACAAAAAAAUAAUCAUCUUAGAUAUAUUUAUUAGAAAGCAAAUAAUUAUUAAACUGUAUUCCAAGAUUGUAUUCAUUCAUUUUACAGGUUACUAAAUAUAGUGGUGUUUUACAAAAGGGUUUUCUAACCAUAACCAAAAAAACUACACAAAUUUGUGUUUUAAUAAUAUCCCUUUCUUAGCAUAAUUGUGAUAAUCAUUGGAUCUGUAAAUACCCAUUCAUGGAAAUAAUUAAAAUCCUGAGCUGCUGGUGAUUGCUGAGUGUUACAAUCUUCUAAUUGUGCAAUAUAUGUUAACCAUGUCUGCCCAGAGCCAAAUGAAUUAUUUUUUCCCCAUCAUACAUUUAAUGUGUCCCUGAUUUCCUACUAGAUCUUCUUUUAAUUUUAUUGAGUAAAUCGAUGAUUUUAUGUCUAUAUGUAUUUAAAUUAAAUACAUUUCUCUGCUAUGUGCCACAAAGUCUACUUUUUUCUCUUCUGUGGAUUAAACAGGAAAAUUACAUGUGAUUGCAUAACUUUAAAAUAGUGAUAAUUACAGUUUCCAUGUAACAAAAUCUUGGUUUGUUUCUCAUUUUUCUUUUGUGCUUUCUUUUUUUCCCUUAAGGUAGCACUGUCACUUGUGGAUCUCUGCAUUUGUUUUUAAAAGACUCCCAUGUGCAAAUACUACAUGCAUGAUGUUUUCUGGGAGAUAAACAGGCAGAUAUGUUUAGCUGACUCCCUCCCUUCUCACUACUGACACAUUCCCCCCUUCAGCUUGUGGCAGAGAAUUAUCAGGAGCUGCCUCAUCUUUGUAUGCUCAUGUAUCCGUGAGAGUAUUGAACGGGGCACAAUGAAAGAUCCUGCAAUACUUUAUGUUCCUUACCUGUCUUAUGCCAUGAGAUUCCAUUGGGCAUGCAUUCAUUUAAUGCAUACUGUAUACACAUAAGUUGCCUUUUCCCAUCAACUGUUGUAAGUAUAUGCAUACAUGGUUGAUUUUGUGCACAAUUUAGGUAAAUAACUAAUCAGUUUGCAAGAGAUUUUUUGGGG